AAUUUAGUUUUAAUUAUUUAUUUUUUUGUAAUAUCUUUGUCUUCCAUCUAAAAAUACUCAAAUCAAUGCAAAAUAAACGACAAAAGCUAUCCGUUGUUCUAAAAAAACAGAAGAAGUUAAUAAAAUAUUCACAUGUUUCACUUUCGAUAAUAUUAAUAUAAUUUGAAGAUGGAAUGUACUGUAACAUCAACCCAGGUUGUAUAUCCUCAAAAGGACCGUAAUGAAGUGUAUAAAAGUGAUUAUGAUUUGGACUUUCGGAAGGAAUUGAAGAAACGCUGGAUGGUGCUCGGAGUCUUGACGACAAUGGCUCUCGCUGUUCUUGCGCCGAAUUACGGGGCUCCCGGAGGCAACUACAUGCAUGUUCACGUAGAUAUAUCUAGAACGCAUUGCACCCAUUCGCCCAUGAAUAUUUCACAUGGAAUACAUAAGUCACAUUCCCCGGACGUACAUAUAUUAUAACGCGGGUCGCACACGCGUGCAUGCAUGUCGCACGCGCAUGUACGCAUUGACAGCGCUCCAUGCACAUGUUGUCGCAUUCGUUUUGUCCGCUGUCACUGUUAACGCACUGUCAGUAGCUCUCGAUAGGCGUGUUAUUGAGGGUGCCAUAUUAGCGUCUCUGGCGCGCCCUUGCGCGUGGCUGCCGCUCUCGCUGAGCAGAGACGGAGUCACCGCUUCGUUAGCUGCCACCAGUUAUGCGGUGUCAUUCGUAUUCUCCCCCAUUGCUCAUCUUUUGUUGUGUGGUCGUAUAGCUCUGCCGUCGUUGCGAGGAGUUCUCAUAACUGCGUCAUCAGCUCUAGUGCCGUUCGCAAUUGGAAAUUUGUCCUCAAAAACGGAAAUCGACGGUACUAUAAACAAGAUAUCAGCGCUGGCAAUACUGUACAGCGAGUGUUGCUCGCUGUUGAGAGAAGCGGAGGGCAGUUUGUACGUCAUUGAUGUAAUGGCAACACUGUUUUUGGUUGUAAGCUGGUUAACAACAGUGGCUGCGUCCAGCUAUCUAUACGUGAAGUGUGGCCUGCUCACGUUGCCUGAAGCCCACGUUCUGCUGCUGGUAGCGACGCCGAAGUCCACUCAUAUUGAGUGGGCGGCGCCCCCCUGCGCGGCGGGCGGGCUGGCGCGGCUGCCGGCCGUGUUCGGCGCGCCGGCGCAGGCGCUGCUGCUGGCGGCGCUCGCCCCCCCGGGGGCCUCCCGCGACGAGCUGCCCACCUAGAGCCCUCCCACCGCUGCUGCCGGUGCUUCCUAGGCACGAGUAUUGAAAUUUUAUUAAGAAUAAUAUUGUUUUAUAAAGGUUUAUCCAAAGAUGACGAAAUUUUUGUUCAAUUAUUAAAUUAAGCGGUCGAAUGAAAUGUUCACUCGGUGGUGGGGUAGAUUCCACCCGCUCAUCAGAUAUUCUACCGCAAAAC
Vanessa tameamea is the source of this 1400-nucleotide messenger RNA. RefSeq lists its product as uncharacterized. NCBI's taxonomy places the organism in Eukaryota, Metazoa, Arthropoda, Insecta, Lepidoptera, Nymphalidae. The transcript is spliced from 7 exons. Bases 416 to 1207 code for a protein of 263 amino acids. The record is from RefSeq and is a predicted model, not a curated record.